AUGAUGACCGCUACUUUGAACGGGACGUUGAACUCGGCCCCUGACACACCCUCCCCCGUCUACCCCGAUCGCCUGAUUCGGCCGCUUCCCAAGCGGACCCUUCGUUCUCGACUUUCCACCGAUGCCGCCGAUACGAUUCAUUAUCCUCCGACCCCACCGGCAUCCCAGAUAUUCUACGGCUUGGGAGACACGGACGAGGUGGUCACACACUCCAAAGCUUACGCCCGGCAGACCAUCGAGACAGACCACGACGAACUAACCCCCGAGGCUGACUGCCACCACAACUUUGACACUGCGGUUGAGUUAGAGAGCGGAGACGAGGAUGGUCCCGUUGUAGUACGCCGGAGCACCGCGUUUCGAGGUUCAUUGUCACCGGCUUCGAGCCCACACCCACAAGGGUUCUCCGGUAAAGAAGGAAGUCAAAAAUCAUCGGCUGGCCCAGACGGGUAUGAUGCUUUUGAGAACACAAACAACAAGAAGAAACGAAAAAUUCCUACCCCGGGCAACAUGAGUAGUCACCAUUCAGCCUUAUCCCCGGAAUUCGCCAGCAUGGGUCUGGCGAAUCCGAAUUCGUCACCCACUGCGGUGAAUGAUGGAACAUCGACGGGUGCGUAUUAUGGAAGUGGGAACCCUGCGUCGCCGUUGGGAAGUGGAAUAUCUGGUUCUGGUCGAGGUCGGUUAGGCCGCAGUACAGCUCGCGGAAACACCAGUCGAAACCCGUUGUCUGCAAAUGCUCAGAACGCAUGGAUGAACACGCGGACACCAAGUCGGCGGGAUGGAUUGAUGUCAUCCCCGGGACCUUCUGGUGAUCCUUCUGAUCAAGGCAUCAUCUCCACGGCCAUUGCAAAUGCCGCUACCCUUUCGUCUCGUCGUGGCUCUAGUAAUGUGAGUCUGCUAGACCAAGAGAAUACCACCCCGACGAAGACACAGUUCACCUUCACCUGUGAGUCGGAUUCUGCGAAAGGAAUGGCUAUGCAGAUGCAUUCAUAUUCGGGGCCGCAUCACUCUCCAACAUCCCCUCUUGCUCCUACCACUCAGAAUCCUCGAGGCUUUUCCACGCAAGGAACGCAAACAAGUCCGAAUGUGGCUUCCCCGAUGAGCCAACAGGUUCCAAUGGGGACACAGCCACAGCCUUCUCAAGUGGGUGAACAGGGCUCCGUGGGGCGCAAGAAAAAGCGCUCCCCAGGCAGCAUCUAUGCUCUGGCCGCGCGCCAGCGCAAAAUUCAACAACAGUAUACCAAUAUCCACCAUCCUCCAAGCCUGGAAGACAUUUGGAUCUGCGAAUUCUGUGAAUAUGAAAGCAUUUUUGGGCAUCCGCCCGAGGCGCUGAUUCGGCAGUAUGAGAUCAAGGACCGCAAAGAGCGGAAGCGGCUCGCGGAGAAGAAACGGCUUCUAGAAAAGGCGAAAAUGAAGGGCCGGAAAACAAAGAAGGCGCCUAAAAACUCCUCCAAAAACGCCUCGUCGCAGCAGGCUUAUCACCAGGGCUAUGACCGCGCCUCGGUGGACCACUCCUCAGCCACAGGCUCUGGCCACGCGGAGGAUGAUUACCUUGGUCAUGAGUAUGAUGAAGAGCCUGAGCCCAUCCCGGCUCCGGAUCCUGCAUCUUCCACAGACCUUAAACCCCCGCUCCUACCGGGGGGCAACCAUCCCAAGCUCGCCGCCACGAUGGGGAAUCCCCUUGGGUCUAGUGACACCGGGACGAGUCGACCGGCCUGA
Penicillium macrosclerotiorum is the source of this 1716-nucleotide messenger RNA. RefSeq lists its product as uncharacterized. NCBI's taxonomy places the organism in Eukaryota, Fungi, Ascomycota, Eurotiomycetes, Eurotiales, Aspergillaceae. The transcript is spliced from 3 exons. Bases 1 to 1716 code for a protein of 571 amino acids. The record is from RefSeq and is a predicted model, not a curated record.